Ziziphus jujuba (common jujube) is the source of this 1233-nucleotide messenger RNA. RefSeq lists its product as uncharacterized. NCBI's taxonomy places the organism in Eukaryota, Viridiplantae, Streptophyta, Magnoliopsida, Rosales, Rhamnaceae. The transcript has a single exon. Bases 1 to 1233 code for a protein of 410 amino acids. The record is from RefSeq and is a predicted model, not a curated record.
AUGGAUGUUAAGUCUGCCUUCUUGAAUGGAUAUCUUGAUGAGGAAAUUUUCAUUGAGCAACCACCUUGUUUUGUGAAGAAGGGUGAAGAGCACAAAGUUUAUAAAUUGAGGAAAGCCUUAUAUGGUCUUAGACAAUCACCUAGAGCUUGGAAUAGCCGAAUAAAUUCUUAUUUUGAGAAGAAUGGGUUUCAUAAGUGUCCAUAUGAGCAUACUCUAUUUGUCAAAAAUCAUGGCAAAGAAGGUUUCAUCAUUGUGAGUCUUUAUGUUGAUGAUUUCAUAUUCACUGGCAACAAUAUGGAGUUAUUAAAUAAUUUUAGAGCAUCAAUGAAAAGGGAGUUUGAAAUGACAGAUUUGGGGAAACUACAUCAUUUUCUAGGAAUUGAAGUUCAUCAAGGCAGAGAAGGAAUUUUUAUUUCUCAGGAGAAAUACGCAAAUGAUAUUUUGAAGAAGUUUAAAAUGGAGCAAGCAAAUCCUGUGUCAACUCCAUGUGUUGCUGGAUUAAAGUUAAACAAAAAUGGUGAAGGAAAACUUGUUAAUCCAAGUGUUUUUAGAAGUCUAGUUGGAAAUUUGAUGUAUCUAACGGCAACAAGGCCUGAUAUCAUGUUUGCUGUUAGUUUGGUGAGCAGAUUUAUGGAGAAGCCAUAUUCAAAUCAUUUGGAAGUUGCUAAAAGAGUUUUGAAAUAUGUUAAAGGGACCAUUGAUUGUGGUAUAUUUUAUCAAGCAAAUCUUCCAAUUACUUUUAUGGGUUACAUUGAUAGUGAUCUUGCUGGAAGUGUUGAUGAUAGUAAAAGUGUUGUUGGUUAUGUGUUCAAUAUUGGGAGUGGAGCAAUUUCCUGGAUGUCAAAGAAAUGGCCGGUGGUAGCACUUUCAACCACUGAAGCAGAGUAUAUAGCUGCUUGUGCUGCAGGUUGUCAGAUUAUCUGGUCACAAGGAGUGUUGGAAAGUCUCAAGUUUAAGCCAGAAAAGCCAACUAUUUUGUUUUGUGAUAAUAGUUCAACCAUAUCAGUUGCUAAAGAUCUUGUUCUUCAUAGGAGGACUAAACAAAUACGAACUAGAUUUCAUUUUCUAAGGGAUCUUAUCAAAGAUGGCACAAUUCAAAUUGAAUAUUGCAGAAGCAGAGACCAGGUAGCAGAUAUCUUAACAAAAUGUCUCAGCCAACAGCUUUUCAAAGAGAUAAAUGCUAAGCUUGGAGUUAAAAGAGAAUUUGGUUUACAGGAGGGAUUGUUAGAAUAA